Molecule: messenger RNA, 546 nt
Organism: Penicillium maclennaniae
Lineage: Eukaryota; Fungi; Ascomycota; Eurotiomycetes; Eurotiales; Aspergillaceae
Product: translation machinery-associated protein 20
Exons: 3
Coding region: 1-546 (181 amino acids)
Biological process (GO): formation of translation preinitiation complex
Molecular function (GO): RNA binding
Source: RefSeq, a predicted model, not a curated record
AUGUUCAAGAAAGAAAUCCCGUCGAGCAAUCGCUCCAAGGUCAAGUCCUCCGUGCAGCGCGGCCUGCGCCAAAAGCUGCUGGAGACCUACCCGGGCUUCGAGCCCUACAUCGAAGAGAUCAUGCCUAAGAAGGCAUCUCUAGAAGCCGUGAAGCUCCCCGAGCGUACAACUCUGUACACAAUAGACUCAACACCACUCUUCUUCCAACCCUUCGACGGCCCGCCCAUCCCGCAUCUCAAACUUGUGCACGCCUUUCCCUCCGCCCUCCCAACCAUCCAGAUCGACCGCGGCGCCAUCCGCUUCGUCCUCUCCGGCGCUGCCCUCAUGGCUCCUGGCCUGACGUCCCCGGGAGGUCGCCUACCGGACGCAGAGCAUGCGCUUGAGGCGGGGAGUAUCGUUGCUGUCAAGGCGGAGGGCAAGGAGGAGGUCUGUCUUGUUGGUAUGCUUAAGCAGGGUACCGAGGAGAUGAAGAGCAAGGGCAAGGGCGUCGUUAUGGAUGAGGGACAUUUCUUGGGUGAUGGUCUUUGGAGGAUGCAGUUGGAUUAG